This is a messenger RNA of Monodelphis domestica (gray short-tailed opossum), 5176 nucleotides long. It is a transcript of the gene ZFP64, whose product is annotated as ZFP64 zinc finger protein. The record is from RefSeq and is a predicted model, not a curated record. Gene Ontology annotation, molecular function: RNA polymerase II cis-regulatory region sequence-specific DNA binding; DNA-binding transcription factor activity. NCBI's taxonomy places the organism in Eukaryota, Metazoa, Chordata, Mammalia, Didelphimorphia, Didelphidae. Gene Ontology annotation, cellular component: nucleus. Gene Ontology annotation, biological process: positive regulation of transcription by RNA polymerase II.
UUCUCUUUCUUUGCAUCCCCAGCACUUAUCACAGUGCCCAGUAUAGAAUGGACCUUUACAUGGUAUCUGAAAUUGAAGUUGACAGUUUGGUGUAACCUAUGACCCCUUCUUUAAAAAAAGGGGAGGGGAAUUUUGCAUAAACUAGCAUUUAUAAAUUGCUUUAAGGUUCUCAAAAUGUUUUACAGAUAAUUACAUCAUUUUAUCUUCACAACAGCUCUGUUAAGGUAGGUGCUUCUAUUAUAAUCCUCCUUUAACAGAUAAAGAAACUAAAGCUGGAAGCAGUUAAACCAGUUGCUCAGGAUCAGUUAUUAAAUGCCUAAAGCAAAAUUUGAAUUCAGAUUUUCCAGAUGCCAAGACUAGUUCUCUAUCCACUGUACUGUACAUACUAUAUUCAGUUGCCUAUAAAAUACAUGAUUACAAAGAAAGCCAAUUCUUUGAAAUUGUUGUCAAAUAUAUUAAUAUUAAAGUUUUUUUAAUGACACAUUCGUGCACCCCAGAAUAAAAACUCUUGCUCACAUUGCUAAGCUAAUGUGGAAAUGUUUUGCAUGAUUUCACCUGUGUGUAUAUAUAUGUAUACAUAUAUAUUCAGCUAUAUAUAUAUAUAUAUAUCCACAUAUAUAGAUUAGAUAUAAAGGAACUCAAUUUUUUAAAUAAGUGUUAAAAAAAUAAAUAAUGAACUUGUUUUUUAAAAAGGUUCUAGAGCCUUUACAAUGCUUCCAGUCAUCUGUGACUGUCUCAAAGUAAACACACCCAUUAACAAGGCAGCUAGUACACUACUAAUGCUAACUCCCACUCUACAAUUUAAGAGCCGACCCACCCGCUGCCUUCUGCAAUUGACCAGCAGGGGGAGAGGUCCGUUCUGCUUUCUUUGAAGGGCAGAGAGCACGCACGCGCAUCACGCAAAGAGAAAGUGAAUCUCUUGCUGCGUGGCCUCUAACAGCUGCAAAGAAAGAGGGGGGAGGGGUACGUUCUAGGAGCAACGUGCUGAGACGGGAUCUGCGUGGCCGGGGCGGCUGUUGGAGCUACGGUUCUCUUAACGGAGAGCAGGAGCAAUAACCCAGAAAAGCAGGGCCAGGAGACGUCUCUCUAUGGUUUGCAGCAGCCUCUGCAGAAAAGGGGAGCGUGCAGAAGUAGGAGCAGGUGGAUGCCAGCCUUAAAGCGCCCUCUAGGCAGCGGAAGUGUGGCUUUCUUUACAUCCGUCCUCUUGAAUCGCUGAGUUAGGAGGAAGGGGGAGGGGGAGGGGAAGGGAGAGGAAAAGUCACUGCAUAAUGUAAAUAAACACGCGCUCUCACCCCACCACCUCCACCGCCCCCCCUCGCCCCAUCAGCCCUAUGCACCCCGGCCUUUGCAGCCCGCGAGACUCCAAUCCCAGGCCAUGAACGCGAGCGGCGGGGGCGAGGGCUUCCCCGGCUCAGUCCAGUUUCCUGGUGGCACCACUGUCUUAGUGGAGCUAACCCCAGAUAUUCACAUCUGUGGCAUUUGCAAGCAGCAAUUUAAUAACCUGGAUGCCUUUGUAGCCCAUAAGCAAAGUGGUUGUCAGCUGACCAGUGCUACUCCAGGUACUCCCAGCACAGUUCAGUUUGUGUCAGAGGAAACAGUGCCAGCUACCCAGACUCAGACCACCACAAGAACUAUCACUUCAGAGACCCAGACCAUCACAGUUUCAGCUCCAGAAUUUGUUUUUGAACAUGGUUACCAAACCUACCUGCCCACAGACAGUAGUGAUACCCAGACUGCCACAGUCAUCUCAGUUCCUCCCAAGUCACGAUCUCGAAAGCCUGCAACCUCCCCUGCCCAGAAGAAACUUAACUGUUGCUAUCCAGGUUGCCAGUUCAAGACAGCAUAUGGCAUGAAAGAUAUGGAACGUCAUUUAAGAACCCACACAGGAGACAAACCCCACAAGUGUGAAGUCUGUAGCAAGUGCUUCAGCCGGAAAGAUAAACUGAAGAUGCACAUGCGGUCACACACAGGCGUGAAGCCAUACAAGUGUAAGAACUGUGACUAUGCCGCUGCCGACAGCAGUAGCCUGAACAAGCACCAGCGAAUACACUCUAACGAGCGGCCUUUCAAGUGCCAGAUCUGCCCCUAUGCCAGCAGGAACUCCAGCCAGCUGACCGUGCACCUCCGAUCCCACACUGGGGAUGCCCCCUUCCAGUGUCAGAUGUGCAGCGCCAAGUUCAAAAUCAACUCGGACCUGAAAAGACACCUGCGCGUGCACUCAGGGGAGAAACCUUACAAGUGUGAGUUCUGCGAGGUCCGCUGCGCCAUGAAAGGCAAUCUGAAGUCCCACGUGCGAAUCAAGCACAACACGGAGAACACCUUCAAGUGCGCCGAGUGUGACUUCCAGUGCAGCAACAAGACCAGCCUCCGGCACCACACCCGGACGCACCAGCCCGAGCAGCCCGUGAAGUGUACGGAGUGCAGCUACUCCUGCGCCCAUAAAGCCGCCCUCAAGGUCCACGAGCGCAUCCACUGUGAGGAGCGGCCCUUCAAGUGCGACUUCUGCAGCUUCGACACCAAGCAGCGCAGCAACCUGACCACGCACGUGAAGAAGGUGCACAGCGACAAGGUCAAGAGCAAGAAGCCGAGCCUGGAGAAAAAAGGAGGUGGAGGCGGGGCCGGGAGAGGGGACCGGGCCAAAGCCAGCGGCUCCAGUCAGGUAGCCAAGCUUGAUGCUAAGAAGGCUUUUCAGUGUGACGCCUGUGAAGCUUCCUUCGUGAGGGAAGACUCGCUCCGGAGCCACCGGAAACAACACAGUGAAUACAACGGCAAUAAAAGUGCCGAGCUGGCAGUUCUGCAGCUUCAGAUGGAGUCCGGCCGCCCUGUGGGCACCCCUCUCACAGUCAGCCCCCUGCAGGUGCCCCUCCAGCCAAGCCAGAUCCCCCAGUUCAGUGAAGGACGGGUCAAGAUCAUCGUGGGCCAUCAGGUGCCACAGCCGAAUGCCAUCGUCCAGGCGACUUCCGUAAACAUCGUGCCUCCGGCCCUAGGUGGCCAGGGCCAGGAAGACCUCCCGAGUAAUAACCGGCUGCAGAUUCUGCGCCAGGUCAGCUUGAUUGCCCCAUCUCAGCCAGCUGUGUGUCAGAACGAGGCCGGGCCAAUCGGGCAGCCCGGGGCGGUUCUGUUGACCACUCACGAUCAGACAGAAGGGACCGCUUUGCACCAGACUCUGAUUCCUGCGCCUUCCGCCACUAACCACGAAGGCCCAACCAGCCAGACUUUCAUCACCAGCUCCGGCAUCAGCUGUUCAGAUUUGGAAGGCCUCAAUGCCCUGAUUCAGGAAGGGGCAACCGAAGUGACUGUGGUCAGCGAUAGAGGCCAAAAUAUCACCGUAUCCACCACUGCCCCUCCCAUCUUUUCCUCUUCUUCACACCAGGAAUUACCCAAACAGACUUAUUCCAUCAUUCAAGGUGGGGCCCACUCAGCUUUGCUCUGUCCGGCAGAUUCCAUACCGGAUUAACUUUUUUAAAUUUCUCUCUUCAAAAUUCCCUCUUUCACCUGCUUAAAACAUCUCAGUAAAAUACUCUGAGGUUUUCUCAUGAUGAUUUAAGUACUUCCACGUUGGGUCCUUGAAAAAUAAAAAUAAAUUAUAUUGUCAUAUUGAUCAAAAUUUUCACAUGGUAAAAACUUUGCCAUAUAAUAAACACUAUAUGUUAAAUGUUCCAAGACUACUGAUUAGAUGAAGAAAAACAGGUAAAAUGUACUAAGCAAUAGGGAAUGCAAGUAUUUUUUUGGCUCUCUUUUCUUAUAUUUCCAUACCAUGAUAUAGGUGCCUUAUGAAUGACAGACUUGUUCCCAUUAUCACCCUGUAAUACAUUUGGAUUGUUCAACACUCCAGUAAAGAUCCAAGGAACUAACUAUUCCCCCUCAUGUCUCAUGUGGCUUUUUAACACAAAAUUCAGUUAAAAGAAGCAAAAUGUUUAUUUUUCUUAUGGAACUUGAAUUCUAAAAUCUAGCCAGUCCAACCAGGAUUUACUAAUCCCGAUUUAUCUACAUUUAUGAUUUACCAUGUGAUCCUUACAUAUGAAAGGUUAUAUUCAACUAAUUGUUUUCUUACCCUGACAACAUCCUUGGGAACUUCCUUUGCAUUUUUACCCUCUCCCAGCUCUAGCUUGGAACAUGCUGCUCCACCUUAUUCCCAUCUCCACUUUUUGACCCAACUUCAGACCUUCGGCUUUUGGGUAAUUUUGUCUCACCCACAAGGUGAUAUCUACAGAGGGAAGGGAGAAGUUAGUAAAAAUCCAUGAUUUUCUCUCCCGUCAUCUCACAGCAGCAUCUUAGCAGCCUUUUCAAUUCAAAAGUUUCAUCCCAGUUCUACCCUGACCUGCCUAGUUCCUAUAAGGAAAUAUACUUGAGUGCUACUGUACAAAGAUUCAGCAUUAGACUUAGGAGCAGCUGUCUCCUACAGUCUACAUUUUUUAAAAAAGUGAUUUGGGGGAUGGAAAAGAGUUGUAGUUGAGAAAAGGAAGAUUUUUUUUGAUACUUGGGUUUUUGUAUUUUUGUUUUUUAUUCAAUAUAAAUGUUAAAUUGAUUCAAAAGAUUUUGUGUACGAUAGCUAAUUUCAGUUGGUGAUGCCAAGCUAAAACAUUUCACUUCCUUGAAAAUACAAAUUUAAAUGUAAAUAAAUAUUAGAAUUGAAUAAAGUAUUAGACUGUGCCCUUUAAAAAAAAAACCUUUUUAUUGUGAAUUUAAUCUUCAAUAAACACAAGUAUUUCAGGAUACAAAGAACAGAAAGGAGGAUUGUAUUCCAAACUGGACUUCUGGUUAUUUACAGUUUUUCCUUUUUUUUUUUAAUUUAGAAUAUUUUUCCAUGGCUACCUGAUUCAUGAUUCCCUACACACACACCCUAUUUAAAGCUUUAAUUUUUUUCUAUUACAUUUAAUAGGAACAAAACUAUCCAACUGAUCUGUGUCCCCUUCUGAACUUCCUUCUGCUCUCUUCUGUGAAUUUUGUUUCCUUUUUUCUUGCAUCACUAUCACUGUCCACCAAAUUGGUGCCAGCCUACAAAAGAGAAUCAUUACAUAUCUGCAUAUCUGUUGUACCCCCCUCACUUCCCAAUAGAAUGUAAACUCCAUCAGGACCAGAAAAAGAUGGCUUGAUUUUGUUGUCUUUAGAUUCCAAGAAUGUAAUACAGUGCCUUACAUGUGGUAGGCACUUAAUAAAAGUUUGUGGAAUAUUG